This is a messenger RNA of Eublepharis macularius, 2029 nucleotides long. Its product is annotated as pituitary tumor-transforming gene 1 protein-interacting protein-like. Gene Ontology annotation, cellular component: cytoplasm; nucleus. Gene Ontology annotation, biological process: protein import into nucleus. The record is from RefSeq and is a predicted model, not a curated record. Bases 154 to 768 code for a protein of 204 amino acids. The transcript has 8 exons. Lineage: Eukaryota; Metazoa; Chordata; Lepidosauria; Squamata; Eublepharidae.
GAAGGACGAGCAGCGGCGCUAGCCUUUCUGAGGUGGAGGGCUGGUCGUUCUGUCUGGAGUGCGCUUGCGCUAGGCGACCAACUGUUCACCGGAGUCGGGUGAAGGGAAAGACAAGCGACGAACGGGCGUGGGGCGAGCGGUGCGCGGGAGAAGAUGGAGGCCGCUCAGUGGCUUCGGCGACGGCCUUGGGUUCUGUGCCUACCCGCAUUUCUCUUGGCGCGGAGCUGCUCGGCUGCUGGGGAGGAUCUCACCACGCAGGCAGCUCCAGCCACUACCUCGGGGCCAGUCGGGCAAGCAUGUGCUGCUUUUUCUGGGAAGACUUGUGACCAGUGUAUUCAAAACACUUCAUGUCUUUGGUGCAAUGAAAAAUCCAUUUGCAUGGAUUAUCCUGUGAGGAGUAUCAUUCCAUCAUCUACGCUGUGCCCACUGUCAGAAGCUCGUUGGGGACUCUGUUGGGUCAACUUUCAGGCUUUGAUCAUCAGCAUAGCUGUUGUAGCAGGCCUCCUUCUCCUUACGAUAGUAGGCUGUUGCUGUUACUGCUGCUGCUGUAGAGGUCGUCAUAGGGGAUACUGCUUUCCAUUUCUUUUUAAACCUGCACAGCAAAUGAGACUAGAGGAAGAAGAAAGAUUUAUCAGAGAGCGUGAAGAAAAACAUCUGCAGUCGCUUCAGCGGAAACAUGAAAGAAAAGCGAAGCAUGAUGAGAUACGCAAGAAAUAUGGUCUUCUCCAGGAUUCUGACCAUCCAUACAGCAGAUAUGAGAACGAAUGAAAAUGGACUGUGCAUUGCUUUUUUAAAGGAGUAGGAAGUUUAAAGAUAAUUCUUUGGUUCAGUUUUUAGAUACCAAAUGUGUUCAUAAAUGUGUGGUGGAACAUCAUAUUCUUUUUCCUUCUCACACAGGAAACAUUUUUCCUUCUCUAAAUCUUUAAUGGAAUGAGAAUUGAGAGACUGAAAUAAAAAUCAUGUAAUUUUCUUCUAACGUAACAGUUACAAAAUUCAGAUUAUGUCUUAUUUUCCAUAUUGCUAAAUAAAAAAACCUUGUCAAAUAUAUGUUGAAUAAUUGUUUGCAAGUGUUUAAGAGUACAGACAUCUAUGGUUCCAAGUGAUGACAAUUACAGCCUUCACCUUCAUGACUGUUAACAGAACGUUAGGGGUAUAAGUGAACAAUAAUAACAGUGUGCACUUGUCGCUUUGGCUUCAGCAACUUCUGUGCGGAUGCAAGAACUAAUAGAUACCUGUGCUGCUGUUCUAGCUGGUAUGUUCCUGCACCACCCAAGCCUUCUAAAUGAGGUCAUUUAAGGGCUGUAAAAAUGUCAUUCUGCUGUUAUUGUCCCUUCUUCCCAAUAUCUCCUUUCCUAGCACACCCUGCUUCCCUCAUGUCUUGCUUAAUCUCAGUGGAGUUUUAGCCAAUGAAACCUGUGCUUUCCAGGGAAAUGAGCAGAAGGAAGCAUAAAGAGCCUGUAAAUGUUGAGGGAUCCAGAUUGUGAUUAUAGUGGCUUGGAUCCAGUACCCAUUUCUGCUGAAAGGAAGGGCCAGAGCAGAAGAAUAGGCAAAAAUCGCCAACCCCUUCUUUUUGUCUAACCCUUUUAUUGGUACAAAAUGAUAGGUGAUAGACAAGUCGUAUUUAAUCUGCAAUGUGUGUGUUCUAAUUGGUUUGUAACCACUAAGAGAACCUUUAAUGUAACUUCAUAAGACAAGCUUUUAACAUGUUUGAAAAAGGUAAUCACAUUAGGCUUGUUUUUACAUGAACACCAACUCCCAAAUGCACUGUAAAAUGUUUUCAAGUUUGUCUGCAAUUGUGAAUUCUGUCUCUCUUUUUAAAAGGCAGGAAAGAUUCUAGAUGGUAAUAAAUCAACUUGUUAGCUCUGUAAAUAUGCCUUGGAGGCAGGCGGUAUUUUGCCUUCCUUGAUUGCUUGAUUGUCUUCCCAAAACUGUAUAAAAACUUCUUUCUUGCUGUCAAAUACCUGUUGCUGUUCGUUCCCUGAACACAUCCUCAAUCCAGCUAUUAAAUGUUUUACUAAUAAUACACAAA